This is a messenger RNA of Cicer arietinum (chickpea), 1067 nucleotides long. Its product is annotated as proteasome subunit beta type-6. NCBI's taxonomy places the organism in Eukaryota, Viridiplantae, Streptophyta, Magnoliopsida, Fabales, Fabaceae. Gene Ontology annotation, molecular function: threonine-type endopeptidase activity. Gene Ontology annotation, cellular component: cytoplasm; proteasome core complex. The record is from RefSeq and is a predicted model, not a curated record.
UUUCUUUUGUGACACCUUCAUUCGAUUCAAUUAAACCCUGUGUUAGCUAGGUCAUCGAAUUAUAUUCACUUUACCCUCUUUCUUCUUCAUCUUCAAGUUUUUCUCUCAGUUCCUCUGUGAAUCAAAUCGGAAUAAUGGAUCAAAACUUCGAUUUCAACGCUCCCCAUUCCAUGGGAACCACUAUCAUCGGCGUUACCUACAACGGCGGCGUCGUUCUUGGAGCCGACUCCCGAACCAGCACUGGAGUAUAUGUUGCCAAUCGUGCAUCCGACAAAAUCACACAGCUCACUGAUAAUGUCUACGUUUGUCGCUCUGGAUCGGCUGCAGAUUCUCAGGUUGUCUCUGACUAUGUGCGCUACUUUCUCCAUCAACACACGAUUCAGCUCGGACAACCUGCGACAGUCAAGGUUGCUGCAAACCUUGUUCGGCUUCUCGCAUAUAACAACAAGAAUUUCUUACAAACUGGGUUAAUUGUUGGUGGUUGGGACAAGUAUGAAGGUGGUCAGAUUUAUGGAGUUCCUCUAGGUGGAACAAUUGUACAACAACCUUUUGCUAUUGGAGGAUCUGGGUCCAGUUACUUAUAUGGAUUUUUUGACCAAGCUUGGAAAGAUGGAAUGACCAAGGACGAAGCUGAGGAACUAGUCAAAAAGGCAGUUUCACUUGCCAUUGCUCGUGACGGUGCUAGUGGAGGAGUUGUCCGAACAGUCAUAAUAAACUCAGAGGGAGUGACCAGGAAUUUCUACCCUGGAGAUCAACUGCCGAUAUGGCACGACGAACUGGAGUCUCAUAACUCAUUGCUAGACAUUCUUGGUGCCCCAGAGCCAAUGAACAUAUGAAGUUGGGACUAAAGAGUCAUCGGCUAGAUUAUAUCCCGCGCUGUCAGCCCUUUCUGUGAACUAUUUUAUCGAAUUUGUGUAAUCGUUAUAUUGUUCGGUUAGAUAUUGGUUGUUAUUAUAUAUCCUCAUGUUGUGUACUAUGGAAUGCUUUAUUUCAUUACAUGUGCUCCGAAUCAACCGAUGUUACUUUUUCUUUUUUCGUCUUGGCAGCAGCAGUAAUAAGUAGUGCAA